Molecule: messenger RNA, 2784 nt
Organism: Hibiscus syriacus
Lineage: Eukaryota; Viridiplantae; Streptophyta; Magnoliopsida; Malvales; Malvaceae
Product: NF-X1-type zinc finger protein NFXL2-like
Exons: 13
Coding region: 88-2730 (880 amino acids)
Biological process (GO): regulation of DNA-templated transcription
Cellular component (GO): nucleus
Molecular function (GO): zinc ion binding; RNA polymerase II transcription regulatory region sequence-specific DNA binding; DNA-binding transcription factor activity, RNA polymerase II-specific
Source: RefSeq, a predicted model, not a curated record
AUUUCUAUGAAAAUCUGAAAAAAUGAGAGCUGUCUAAAGCAUCACUGUAAAAGCCCGGCAAAACCCGAUCCUCUCAAAUCCCCAAAAAUGAACUCAACGGCCAACUACCACCCUCCGCCGCCACCGCUGCCAUCAUCGCAACCUCCUUUCUCUGACUCGGACACCGACUCCGAUUCCGAAAACUUCCAAGUCGGCGCCGAUCUCUCAAAUUCUAUUUUCAAAGCAUACCUUGAUUUUUCCUCAUCUUCAUCGUCAUCAUCUUCGAUCACAUCCGUUGAUCUGUCCAAGAUCCAAUCAUUCUUAAAUUCUUCUUCCUCCGGCGCUUUAUCGUGCCUCAUUUGCCUCGAACGGAUCCGUCCCUCCGAUCCGACGUGGUCUUGUUCCUCUCUAUGCUUCGCGCUCUUCCACCUCCUUUGCAUUCAGUCAUGGGCCCGCCAAGCUUCGGAUCUUUCCGCUGCUCGCGCUGCAGCACGUCUCCCAAUCACUGCCGAAACCGCCGCCAAACAAGCCACCUGGAACUGUCCCAAAUGCCGCUCAUCCUACUCCAAAUCUGAAAUCCCUAAAUCCUACUUUUGCUUCUGUGGUAAGCUCCGAGAUCCUCCAUCUGAUAACCCGUGGAUACUUCCUCACUCUUGCGGCGAAAUAUGCAACCGUCCGUUGCCUAACAAUUGCGGUCACUUUUGCCUCCUUUUAUGUCACCCCGGUCCCUGCCCGUCCUGCCCGAAAUCCAUUAAAACCAGGUGCUUUUGCGGCUCCGUCGAGGAUUUUCGCCGUUGUGGUUUCAAAAACUUUUCUUGUAACAGGCAUUGUAACAAGCGUUUAGAUUGUAACAAACAUAACUGUUACGAAAUCUGUCAUCCAGGCACGUGCCCCCCUUGCCGUGCACGUGAGACUUACCGUUGCCGGUGUGGUAAAAAGGAAGAAAAGAAGGAUUGCUGUGACCGGGAUUUUCGCUGUGAAAAUGAGUGUAAAAAGUUGCUUACCUGUGGAAAACAUGUUUGUGAAAGAGGAUGUCAUAGAGGAGCUUGUGGGGAGUGUCCACUGCAAGGGAGAAGGACAUGUCCUUGUGGCGAAAGAGUUUAUGAAGGGAUGCCCUGUGAUGGGGUGACUCCUGUUUGUGGUGCAACUUGUAAUAAAUUGUUGAAUUGUGGUUACCAUAGGUGUCCUGAAAGGUGUCAUAAGGGACCUUGUGUGGAGACAUGUAGAACUAUGGUUAAGAAGUCAUGCCGGUGUGGUGGAUUGAAGAAAGAGGUUCCUUGCUAUCAAGAUUUGUCAUGUGAAAAGAAGUGUUUGAGAAUGAGAGAUUGUGGACGCCAUGCUUGUAGGCGUCGUUGUUGUGAUGGAGAUUGUCCACCAUGUUCAGAGGUUUGUGAUAAGAGGCUGAGGUGCAAGAACCACAAAUGCCCUGCCCCUUGCCAUAGAGGUGCUUGUGCUCCCUGUCCACUUAUGGUGACAAUUUCAUGUGCAUGUGGUGAGACGUUCUUUGAGGUUCCUUGUGGUACUGAGAUGGAUCAAAAGCCUCCUAAAUGCCGUAAAUUAUGUAAGAUAACACCUUUGUGCAGGCAUGCAUCAAACAGUAAGCCACACCGAUGCCACUAUGGACCAUGCCCCCAAUGUCGGGCACUUUGUGAAGUAGAAUAUCCAUGCGGUCACAAGUGCAACUUAAGGUGUCAUGGGCCUAAACCUCCUCCAAAUCCAGAAUUCACAUUGAAACCUAAGAAAAAGAAAUCAUAUCUUCAGCCUGGGUGCACUCCUGGCACCCCUUGCCCUCCUUGCCCAGAACUAGUUUGGAGACCAUGCGUUGGCGAGCACAUGGGAGCAGAGAGGAUGAUGGUUUGCUCCAAUACAACACGAUUUUCCUGUGAUAAUUUGUGUGGAAAUCUCCUUCCUUGUGGCAAUCACUAUUGUACGAAAACUUGCCAUCCCCUGGAGACACAGCCUUCUUCAUCAGGACAUCACAAAAGAAGUGAAACUUGUGAAGAGUGUAGACUCCCUUGCGAGAAGGAGAGAAUGCCUAAAUGUUCACACCCCUGCCCUCUGCAAUGUCAUCCUGGAGAAUGCCCUCCUUGCAAAGUGCUCGUGAAACGGUCAUGUCAUUGUGGUGCAAUGGUCCAUGCAUUUGAGUGCAUCUAUUAUAACAAUUUAUCUGAAAAGGACCAAGUGGCUGCUCGCUCAUGUGGAGGCCCGUGCCAUAGAAAGCUUCCCAACUGUACGCAUUUAUGUCCUGAAAUAUGCCAUGUUGAUAAAUGCCCGGCCCCUGAUAAGUGCAGCAAAAAGGUUACCGUUCGUUGUAAAUGCCAAACCUUGAAGAAGGAAUGGAUAUGCCAAGAUGUUCAGGCCGCAUAUCAUGAUACCGGUCAUGAUCCCAAAGAUAUACCGAAGAAUCAAUUUGGACUUGGACUUCUGGCUUGCAAUUCGGAUUGUAAGAGCAAAGUACAGGAGGUUGAGUCAGCUUUACAAUUGCGUAAACCUAAGGUUCUGGAGAAAAAAGAGCCAGACGGAAAACAAGGGCCAAAGCGCAGAAAAAGGCGUGACCGGAUUCGAGAGGGCGAGCAAGUUUCAAGACUUCAGAAAUUUGUUGCCACCAUCAAGCGUGUGCUUUUGAUUAUCAUCAUCAUAGCGGCUGUGAUUGCCGUAACAUAUUAUGGUUACAAAGGUCUGUUGAGGCUCUCAGAUUGGAUGAAUGAAGCUGAACUGCAACGAGCAAAACGAAGACGUCCACGAAUCUGAUCUGUCUUGGUCAUACUCGUAUUGGCUAUCAUUACAGUAACAAUAUCGAGUUUC